AUGAGAAACUUUGCACUGCACUUAACACAUUGUCAGAAGAAGAUUACCAAGACACAAGCCCUCAACUUCUCCACCUUUGCGUGCCCUGUUCUUCAGUCACAAGACCCAUGUCUUCCAAUCCAAAACCUCCAAAGCAGAAGGCGGGCAUUGGUCAACCUCUUACAACUACGCGUUUCAGACCAACCCAUUUGGUACGACAAGAGAAUGCAUGCCCAGGUUGUCGUAUCGGGCUUUCAAGACGAUGUUUUUCUUGCUAAUCUUCUAUUGCACUCUUACACAAAAUCUGACUCUAUUGUUUACGCGCGGAAACUGUUUGAUAAAAUGCCUGAAAAGAACUCAGUUACUUGGUCCUCUAUGGUUUCUAUGUAUACCAAGCAUGGUAAUGAUGAAGAAGCAUUGGUGAUGUUUUCCGAGUUCUGCCGGAAUUCCGAUGGGAAGCCGAAUGAGUAUACUUUAGCUAGUGUUAUUCGGGCUUGUACGCGAUUGGGAGGGGUUGAUCAAGGUGCUCAAGUGCAUAGUUUUGUUGCGAAGACUGGUUUUGAUCAGGAUGUUUAUGUGGGUACUUCUUUAGUCGAUUUUUACUCAAAAAAUGGCGAUAUAGAAGAAGCAAAACUAAUUUUUGAUGGUUUAAAAGUAAAAAGUACAGUUACUUGGACUAUCAUGAUGUCAGGGUAUGCAAAAUGUGGAAGAAGUGAAGUGUCUUUGAAACUGUUCAACCAAAUGAGAGACACUGACGUUCUUCCUGAUAAAUAUGUGCUUUCUAGUCUUCUGAUUGCAUGUUCUGCGCUCAAGUUCAUUGGAGGUGGCAAGCAAAUCCAUGCUUAUGUGCUUAGAAGGGGAACAGUAAUGGAUGUUUCAGUUGUUAAUGUACUCGUAGAUUUCUACACAAAGUGCGGUGAAGUGCAGGCAGGACGGAAGCUAUUCAAUACAAUAGUAGUCAAGGACCUCAUUUCAUGGACCACAAUGAUAGCUGGGUAUAUGCAAAACUCAUUUAAUCGGGAGGCCGUUAAGCUAUUUUCUGAAAUGGCCAGAUUGGGUUGGAAGCUAGAUGGAUUUGGGUGCAGUAGUAUUCUUACUUCGUGUGCUUCACUUGAGGCCCUUAAUCAUGGGAGAGAAGUGCACGCUUAUGCUAUCAGAGUUAAUCUUGUUUAUGAAGAUUAUGUGAAGAAUAGUUUGAUUGAUAUGUAUGCAAAAUGUGAUUCCCUUAAUAAUGCAAGAAGAGUUUUUGAUUCAAUGGCUGAUCAUAAUGUGGUCUCUUACAAUGCAAUGAUUGAAGGAUACUCAAGACAGGAUAAGAUGUCUAAAGCGCUGGAUCUUUUCAAUGAGAUGAGGCUUAGAUUGGUCCACCCAAGUCUCUUGACAUUUGUUAGCCUUCUUGGUGUCUCAGCUGCUUUAUUUACAUUGGAAUUGAGCAAGCAAAUCCAUGGUCUGGUCACCAAAUAUGGGUACUGUUUGGACGUAUUUGCUGGCAGUGCUCUCAUAGAUGUUUAUGCUAAGUGCUCAUUUAUUAGUGAUGCCAGACUUGUAUUCGAGGAGAUGAAUGAGAAAGACAUUGUAGUGUGGAAUGCGAUGUUCUGCGGAUACACCCAACAGCUGGAAAGUGAAGAGGCUCUCAAGUUAUACUUGGAAUUACAGUUAUCAAGACAAAAACCCAAUGAAUUUACUUUUGCUGCCCUAGUCUCAGCUGCCAGUAACCUAGCAAGUAUCCAGCAUGGUCAACAGUUCCAUAACCAGCUCAUUAAGAUGGGUCUUGACAGUGAUCCAUUUGUCACAAAUGCCCUUGUGGAUAUGUAUUCCAAGUGUGGAAGCAUUGAAGAGGCUUGCAAAAUAUUUGAUUCCAAAAUUUGGAGCGAUGUUGCCUGUUGGAAUUCCAUAAUCUCAACAUAUGCCCAACAUGGAGAAGCAGAACAAGCCCUUAUUAUGUUUGAUAGAAUGAUGAAGGAGCAAAUAAAACCCAACUUUAUCACAUUUGUGGGUGUGCUAUCAGCUUGUAGCCAUGCAGGCCUUGUGGAAGAUGGACUUCGCCACUUUGAAUCAAUGCCUCAGUUUGGAAUCGAACCAGGGACAGAGCAUUAUGCUUGCAUAGUUUCUCUCCUGGGUCGUGCUGGUAAAUUAUUUCAAGCUAAGGAAUUUAUUAUGAAAAUGCCGAUAAAACCAGCAGCGAUUGUAUGGAGGAGCUUGCUCAGUGCAUGCACAGCUGCAGGCAACAUUGAAUUGGGGAGGUAUGCAGCAGAGAUGGCAAUUUUGAGUGAUCCAGUAGAUAGUGGAUCAUAUAUCUUACUUUCAAAUAUUUAUGCAUCCAAAGGUAUGUGGGCUGAUGUCAAGAGGGUGAGAGAAAAAAUGGAAUACACUGGGGUGGUGAAAGAAACUGGGCGUAGUUGGGUUGAAGCGAAUAACGAAGUUCAUACAUUUGCUGCGAAAGAUAGAACGCAUCGCGAGACCAGUCUUAUACUUUCAAUUCUAGACAGUUUGAUUCUGCAGAUGAAAGGGCUUGGUUAUGUGCCUGACACUACGACACUUCUCAUAAAUGAUUGA
This is a messenger RNA of Prunus armeniaca (apricot), 2535 nucleotides long. The record is from the annotation of a GenBank genome assembly. NCBI's taxonomy places the organism in Eukaryota, Viridiplantae, Streptophyta, Magnoliopsida, Rosales, Rosaceae.